AUGGCCAUACCGCCAGAAGACUUGCCGCCGCCAGCAAGCGGCAGCGCACCGCCACCGUUGCCGACGCAGCCUCCGACGGCAGCCGACGUCCUCGCCGCCAAGUUGCCACCAACACGGCCUAUCGAGCACUUCACCGCACUAGACAUUCUCAAAGACUCGAGCGUCAAGGGGUACAGCUAUGUCGUGCCGAAGAUCAACCUGCGGUUCCUCGCCCUUCCUACUCCGCAGGGUGUGCAGGUGCCAUCACGCCUGCCCUCCGCGAGCGACGGUGACAUGCACCUCUCCGUCGCAGAGCCACAGCGCCAAGUGCACUAUGUGCCCGUACCCAUUGGCACCAACGGCGACGUUGGCGAGAUCUUCUUGCCACCGGGCACACCCCCCGACGUGGCAGCGACCAUCAAGGCAAACGUCGCCUGGGCUGCUUCCCGUGUCCACGCCAAGAACAGCACCGCCGUGUGGUCCGAGGCAGACGACCUGCUAAAAUUCGUUCUCGUGCCCGUGGACAGGAAUGGACUGCCGAGGGAUCCGGAGGGCGUUGGAUCCCUCCGGCCCGCCGACGCCGCGGACGCGAGGCAGUUCAACGCCGCACUGAUCAAGGCGUUUGGCCGCCGCCAGCCCGAGGGCAGUACGGACUUGGCACCGUCGAAGCAAGGUGACAUGUCUUUGCUCCCUUCGCGUCCUGGCUGGGCCUCGAUCCCAUACUAUCCGAAUGGCGCAAAGUCAGACCAUGAAGAACGGCACCACUGGAUCGCGGUCCCCGUCAACGAGUUGGGCAUCCCCGUCAACCAGAUCGGCGUAGCUCCCACCGUUGCGCAGCAGCCGAAUAACACGGCGGUGCACCAUUCUGCGGAACUGCUUCGAGCCAUUCGGACGCGCGGACCGACUUCCGUGCGCCUUUGCCAUGAAGCGGUUCAGAGAAACGGCUUGAGUCACAAAGUUGACGAGGUGAUUCACUACGUGCCCGUCCCUGUGGGCCCUGAUGGCCAGCCAGUUGGCCAACCGCGACUGCCACCCAACGUCCCGCAGGACCAAGCUUCGCAGCUCACCGCUGGUCUACUCGAGGACGUGCGCAAGAUCGGGCGGGCGCGUCCGCCGCCACCGUCCGACUCGGCCGCCGCUGCAACAUUUGCCAAAGCCGGUGGCGGCGUCGUGUCGACGGGCGCCUUCGGUCCGACUGCCGCUGUGGACUCCACCGUGCCCCCGCCCCCGAUCGUUGCCCAGGCUAUGGCCGUCAAACCUAACGGCAAUAAAACGUUUAUUCCCGUGCCCAUCGGCCCCGAUGGCAAGGUUGUUGGCACUCCACGCAUACCCGACUCUGUCGGCAAGCACGCAGCCAAUCUCAGCCAGAUGGUCACCUCGUCCCUCAACCGAGGCUCGGGAGUUAACGUAUCGAUACAGAAGUCGCUGAAGCCGGGCGACCUACCGAAAACGUUCACCUGGGUUCCCGUCCAAGUGGACAACGAUGGCAAGCCUGUUGCCCUCCCCAUCAUGUCCCAGCCGUUGGGAUCCGACGAGGAGGCCGCCAAGGUGCGCAAAGCCUUGGCAGAGGAGGUCGAGGGGCGCGCGGCCUUGACGGCGCGGCUGAUCGCCGACGCGGCCGGGCCACGCCCGUCAACUGUAUCGGCCCUUGCUUCCAAGCAAAGCGAGUCGUCCUCCAUCUCCUCGACGCCUAGCUCCUCCGAGCCGGUCGAGCAGCUGGCCGCCCCUCCCGCCUCAUUCCACCUCGCGGCGCCAGCACGACACGCCGUGCCAGCCGUGACUCCUCCGAAGGAGAAGUGCCUCACGUGGUGCUCGCAGCAGGCUGACGCGCCGGCAAUGUGCCGCAUGUGGUGUCUGCGCAAGCGGGUGGCGGUGCAGACGACGCAGAGCGACGCACUCGCGCGGCUACGCGGCGGCUCGACGCCAGACGGCAAACCAACCCCUUCGCCGGCGUGGACGCUGGCCGACGCCGUCCGCGCGCCGUUCGAGGCGCUGCGUGUCGGCAUCAGCCCAUACUCGAUCGUCUACGUCAAGGGCACGACUGAGGGCGUCGUCGGUCGAUACCAGGAGGAGCUGGAGGGCGACGACGGCAUCUACGACUUUGGCCCGCUGAGCCGGCACGCGCCGGCCGACCUGGCGCGUAAGAGCACGGGCGGGUUUGAGUGGCUCGACUGGGCCGAGAACGGGCGCAUGGUCCACGUGCCGCUCUUGUCCGUCUUUGGGCCAAUCGUCAACCUGCCUGCCAACGUCGAGAAGGUGUUUGGCGCGCCGUUCCGCGUCGCCCACGCCAACAAGGACGUCCUCUCCGAGGGCGUGCACAAGCGCAUGGUCGAGCGCAUGGUCAAGGAUAUCCAGGACGGAGGCGCCGUCAAUAUCCUCGGCAAGAUUACAAACAAGUGGUUCCCCAAGAACCCUACACCUACUGCAUCAGACAACAACAACAAUAAGAAGAAGGAGAAGGAGGCCGAAGGCAAGGAAGAGUAG
Vanrija pseudolonga is the source of this 2463-nucleotide messenger RNA. RefSeq lists its product as uncharacterized. Bases 1 to 2463 code for a protein of 820 amino acids. The record is from RefSeq and is a predicted model, not a curated record. NCBI's taxonomy places the organism in Eukaryota, Fungi, Basidiomycota, Tremellomycetes, Trichosporonales, Trichosporonaceae. The transcript has a single exon.